Culicoides brevitarsis is the source of this 543-nucleotide messenger RNA. It is a transcript of the gene Burs, whose product is annotated as bursicon. The transcript has 4 exons. Gene Ontology annotation, biological process: animal organ morphogenesis. The coding region runs from base 1 to 543 and encodes 180 amino acids. Gene Ontology annotation, molecular function: BMP binding; receptor ligand activity. The record is from RefSeq and is a predicted model, not a curated record. NCBI's taxonomy places the organism in Eukaryota, Metazoa, Arthropoda, Insecta, Diptera, Ceratopogonidae.
AUGAAGAAUUUUCGCCUUCAGCUUGCCCUCAUCCUCGCUUGUGCCUGUACCUUGCGGGAAAAUAUGAUGCCUCGGGUCGCAGCUCAGGAAAAUGACGUCCAAAGAACCUCCGAUGAGUGUCAAGUGACUCCCGUCAUUCACGUUUUGCAGUAUCCGGGUUGCGUUCCGAAGCCAAUUCCGUCGUUUGCGUGCAUCGGGCGAUGCGAAAGUUACAUCCAGGUGUCGGGAUCGAAGAUUUGGCAGCUCGAGAGGAGUUGCAUGUGUUGUCAAGAAAGUGGCGAACGUGAAGCGAGCGUCGCUCUAUUUUGUCCACGAGCGAAGAACGGCGAGCGUAAAUUCAAGAAGGUUGCUACAAAAGCUCCCUUAAGUUGCAUGUGUCGCCCAUGUUCCGGCAUCGAAGAAAGUGCAAUUGUACCGCAAGAGAUUGCCGGUUACACCGACGAGGGCAUCUUGGCGAACCAAUUUCGUAAAAGCCACUACAAAUCGCUUGAACUAUUGAAAAUGUUUAAACAUUUAAUUAAACGACGAUCCGUAUCGAUUUAA